Molecule: messenger RNA, 715 nt
Organism: Cylas formicarius (sweet potato weevil)
Lineage: Eukaryota; Metazoa; Arthropoda; Insecta; Coleoptera; Brentidae
Product: zinc finger HIT domain-containing protein 1
Exons: 1
Coding region: 157-645 (162 amino acids)
Biological process (GO): chromatin remodeling
Cellular component (GO): Swr1 complex
Molecular function (GO): nucleosome binding
Source: RefSeq, a predicted model, not a curated record
UUGCAAAUUACAAUUUUCGUGCCCAACAGAAUUAGUGAAAGGCAUAAUGGAAUUGAAUGAAAAUUAGAAUUUGUUUCUGACAGUGAUCAACAGUGUCUUGGUGUAAAACACAACACUGCGAGUUAUACCAUUUGUGCGGUACUUCGAUAAGACAGGAUGACGAUUUCGAAAAGUACGCUUCGCGGAUCGAAUCGCAUUAAAGAAAAUGAUAAAAGGCGCAUUGUGGACGAGACAUCGCGGAAACGCCGUCAUCGUAAAAUUAUGGAACUGCUGGAGUCUGACAAUUACCAGGAUGACCCCCAUGCCGAUUUGGUUAUGAGCAAAAAAGUGCCUAAAUUUGAUGAUAGUUUGGAACAGAGAUCGGGUAGAGCGAAAAAGAAAGAACGAUCUGUAGAUUAUUAUCAAUUCAAGUAUCGCAAAAAUUUCCAACAACUUGUAGAUGAAGACAGGACAGAAGCAGAGGUAAAUAGUAGGGUGUCGUAUAUGGACAUCCAAUGUGAAGAAUCCUCUUUGCCGGCGAGACGUUUUUGCGCGGUUUGUGGAUUUUUUGGUCAAUAUAACUGUUUAUCUUGUGGAACUAGAUACUGCAGCAUUCGAUGUAUGGAUACUCACAUGGAUACUAGGUGCCUAAAGUGGACUGCUUAGAGUAAAUACCUUUUUUCUCGCUAAAAUUUUGUGUUUUACAUGUUAUUUGUUUUCAUUCCUUUUUAAGUAA